UAUUUGAAGUUCACAUUUCCAAUUUCUCUCUCAAUCUCUCUUUCGUCGACUGUAAAUUCAAUGGAAGGAACCGACCGAUGCUCUGCCAAUUGCGUUCCUCUCACUCCAAUCACCUUCUUGGAGCGCGCCGCCGCCGUCUUUGGCGACAGAAUUUCUCUCGUCUAUGGAAAUGUCCGCUUCACUUGGAGAGAGACUCUCGAACGAUGUACCAAACUCGCUUCUGCUCUAGUUCAACUCGGAAUCUCUCGCCGCGAUGUGGUUGCUGUUUUGGCACCAAAUGUUCCAGCUACAUAUGAGCUUCAUUUUGCUGUACCAAUGGCCAGUGCAGUUCUUUGUACACUCAACAUGCGCCACGAUGCAACAAUGGUUUCUACAUUGUUGAGUCAUUCAGAAGCUAAAAUCAUUAUAGUAGACUACCAAUUCCUAUCUAUUGUAAAGGCAGCAAUCAAAAUUAUGUCUAAGACGACGACAAAAGAGCUGCCUCGUAUUGUCAUUGUUAAAGAGUUUGAUCAUCCAUCCUCCAACAUCAACGGAUUCGAGUCUGCUUCAAAUGAUUUAGAGUAUGAAAGCCUUUUAGACACUGGAAAACUCGAUUUCAAAAUCAAACAUCCUAAAGAUGAAUGGGAUCCAAUUUCUCUUAACUAUACGUCAGGCACAACAUCAAGACCAAAGGGUGUGAUUUACUCUCAUAGAGGUACUUAUCUCAAUACUCUAUCCACAAUCCUUCUGAAUGAUAUGUCCUCAAUGCCUGUGUAUUUGUGGACUGUUCCAAUGUUCCAUUGCAACGGAUGGUCUUUGACUUGGGGUGUAGCUGCACAAGGCGGCACAAACAUCUGCCAAAGAAAUGUGACUGCCAAGGAAAUCUUUACCAAUAUUUCUCUACACAAGGUCACUCAUAUGGGCGGUGCACCGACUGUGUUGAACAUGAUCAUCAAUGCACCAAUUAACGAACAGAAAUCGCUUCCGUGUAAGGUAACCGUAAUGACUGGUGGCGCUCCACCACCUUCUCAUGUACUAUAUAAAAUGAGAGAAUUUGGAUUCCUUAUUGUCCAUUGUUAUGGUUUAACUGAAACAUGUGGAACAGCAACAGUUUGCCAUUGGAAACCUGAAUGGGAUGCCCUUCCUGAUGAUAAGCAAGCAAAGCUCAAAUCUCGUCAAGGAAUGCAACAUAUUGGGCUAGAAGGAGUGGAAAUUAAAGAUCCCAUCACCAUGGAAAGUGUUCCAGCUGAUGGGAAAACCAUGGGAGAAGUUAUGUUCAGAGGUAACACUGUUAUGAGUGGAUAUUUCAAAGAUUUUAAAGCAACACAAGAAGCUUUUAAUGGCGGAUGGUUUAGAAGUGGGGACUUAGGAGUAAGGCAUCCUGAUGGUUAUAUAGAAUUAAAGGAUCGUUCAAAGGACAUUAUAAUUUCUGGAGGUGAAAACAUUAGCUCAAUUGAAGUUGAAUCUGUACUUUUCAAUCAUCCAUCAGUUCUUGAAGCUGCUAUUGUAGGAAGGCCUGAUGAUCAUUGGGGCGAGACUCCAUGUGCUUUUGUGAAUCUCAAAGAUGGUUUUAAUGCUACAGAAGAAGAAAUCAUAAAGUUUUGCAGAGAUAAUCUUCCCCAUUACAUGGCUCCAAAAACUGUUGUGUUUAAAGAUUUGCCUAAAUCUUCUACUGGGAAAAUUCAGAAGCUUAUUCUUAAGGAGGAGGCCAAGGCCAUGGAUAGCCUUACUAAGAGGGUGACAAAGUAAUUCAUUAAAAAUAAAAUUGUAUUAGAUGGAACAAAUUAAACAGUCAA
Benincasa hispida (wax gourd) is the source of this 1775-nucleotide messenger RNA. Its product is annotated as butanoate--CoA ligase AAE1-like. NCBI's taxonomy places the organism in Eukaryota, Viridiplantae, Streptophyta, Magnoliopsida, Cucurbitales, Cucurbitaceae. The record is from RefSeq and is a predicted model, not a curated record.